Messenger RNA from Ceraceosorus bombacis, 1302 nucleotides. The record is from the annotation of a GenBank genome assembly. NCBI's taxonomy places the organism in Eukaryota, Fungi, Basidiomycota, Exobasidiomycetes, Ceraceosorales, Ceraceosoraceae.
AUGUCCAGCAUUCCCAAAAUCGUCCUGUUCGGCGGCACGGGGUUCGUGGGAGGUCAAGUGUUGUACACUUUGCUGACUGGCGAUUUUUCGCUAGGCGAAGCCGAAAUCGUCGUCAUCACCUCUUCCGAGUCGAAGCAUCGGCUGAUCGACAGCUGGGCGUCCAAAUUGGGAUGCAAAUUGCAAGGACGUUCUUUGAGCGUAAUUGUGGCGCAACGAGGAGGAGGAGGAGGAGGAGCUGGAAGAGGAGGGGAUGGGAAUGCGUGGUACGAAGCUUCGGAAAAGAUUAGUUCGGAUGCGGACCUCGUCCUUCAGGCUGCCACGUCGGACGAUUUGAAGCUGACAAAGGCUAUCAACAAGGGUCUGAUCAGUGCUCAGAAGAGCGGAAAGAGGGGCGCACUGAUUCAUUUGAGCGGCACUCAACUCAUAGAGACCUUGGCCGGCGGCAAUGCGGAGCCGAAAGCUAGGCAGUACGAUGAUUCUGAUAGAGAUGCCAUCGUUGACAUUUCGGACGAAGCUGCGCACCGGCUGAUCGAUCUAGAGUGAGUCACGCUCACCAGUGUCCCAUGUGUGACUUGAAGGUCGACGCAUUCACUCGGCCUGACUCGCAGCGUCCCCUUGCCCCACAGGAUUGGGCACGCGAUUGCGCGCGGAGAGCUGCCUGGCGCCAUCGUUUGCCCUACGCUGGUCUGGGGUCAAGGACAAGGGCCGGAUCUGCGCAUAUCGACGCAAAUUCCAGAUUUGGUAAAGAAAGCUCUGUACAACGGCCAUGCGGUGCACGUCGGUGCAGGUACCAACAGCUGGACCUCGGUCCACGUAAGCGAAGUGUCCUCUCUCAUCCUGCUCCUUUCCGCUUCUCUGCUCUCCUCCUCCUCCUCCUCUGGCAAAGCGUCGAAGCAGAAAGCGGCAGGUGGCGAACAGCUGUUCGAGUCUUUUUACUUUGCCUCGACGCCCAAGCUGCACCUGUUCAAGGACCUCGCUUCCGUCAUUGGCAAGACGCUCCACGCUCAAGGUCUCAUCUCCUCCUCCCAACCCAAAUCCCUUCCCUGCCCACCUCACAAUCCAAACGAGAAGGGCGUGCGCAUCGAAGACGCUGCUAGAUCCGAAGCAGACGAAGAGCAAGACAAGCGCACACCAAUCUGGCCUACUCGUACCAAUGUCGACUGCAUCGCCAGUCGUGCCGAAAGAGAAGUGAGCUGGAAACCUACCAAGCAUCUCGAUGAGGAAGGCCUCGCAGCAGAUGUCAAAUUCUACGUGGAGCAGUGGCGUGCUGAUGGCACCCUCAAACAGCUGCAGCGAGCCUGA